This is a messenger RNA of Microbotryum saponariae, 3389 nucleotides long. Lineage: Eukaryota; Fungi; Basidiomycota; Microbotryomycetes; Microbotryales; Microbotryaceae. The record is from the annotation of a GenBank genome assembly.
AUGGCCACUAUCGCUCCUGUGUCGGCGUCGUGGGAGUCGUUGGGCGAGACGUUCUACCGCAAACAGGAGGUGUAUGCGCUGCCUUGGCGGGACAGUCUCGGCGACUUGAGCAACUACAUCAUCGCCAGUGCCAAGAAUGCUGGACCCAUAGGUGUGUAGAGUGUAUUCUGUUCUCUCGUGGGGUACACGCACUAAUGUCCCCACUCUGUCAUCGCCACAGCCCUAAGCCGGGACGAGCGCAAGCCCGUACUCUUGGGUCGCAAUCAGACUACACUGGCCAGGCCCAAGAUCAUGAUCUACUCGUGUGCCGGGCUGCUGCUUCAAACAAUACCUGUAUGAUCCAAGGUGCUGUGCGGUCUUUCCCGCGCACGAAGCAGGCUGAUCUGGGCAUGUACUUCUCUUGGCAGUGGGAAUCAUCGAACCGCAUCGUCGCACUCGGAUGGACAUCCAGCGAAUCACUCGUCGUUCUCGUGCAAGAUGGUACCUAUCGCCUCUACCCUCUCUCGACUUCGGCGUCCCCCUCCUCCUCCGCCUCUGCAUCGUCCUCCUCCACCCCUACGUAUUCGCAACACACCCUGGGUGCCGAGGCCCAGGACUCGGGAGUGCUGCAGGCCAAGAUCUACGAACAAGGCCUCGUCGCUCUCUUGGGCAAUCUUUCCUUUGUCGAGGUCAAAGGAUGGCCCGCGACAAAUUCUUUGACCGAAAGCGGCUCGAGCGGCGUUGGCUGUGCGAGUCGCAGUGGGGGAGGUGGGGGGGGCAAGGUCACUCCCCUGGCGGCUGUAGGUCUGAACGAGCCACCCAGCUGCUGGGGAGUCGUCGAACCUGAACUGAGCAACACAAGAGGGGUCGAGGUCUUGAUCGGGACCGGAUCGACCGUGUUGCGCUUGGAUGAGAUCGAAGUGCAGGACCAGGUGAGAAGAAUCUGUUGACUGUUCUGACCGCCCAUAUUCAGAGCGCUGAAGCCGGUCACACCUGGAAUGCCUCGUCUCACAGCGUUUGAACCGAGGACCCUUCCUGUCCAUUACACCGUCACCGAAUGCUCACUUUCUCGCCCUCUUGACCGCCGGGUCAUCGCCUCAACUGUGGGUCACCUCGUCCGACUUUUCGAGAUCACUUUCCGAGUUCGACCUCUCCGGCGAAGGCGAGUCGGGCCCGCCGAAUCAGGUCGUUUGGUGUGGUAACAACACCGUCGUUGUGGCUUGGGAAAAGACGGUCGUGAUGGUCGGUCCCUUUGGCGAGACGCUCAAGUGAGUCCCCAUCCGCUUUGGCCUCGUCCUGGUAGUUUGCUGAGGAGUCCGCCGUUGCAUGUUGCAGGUACUUCUACUCGGAUCCCGUCCACCUCAUUGGCGAGAUCGACGGGACACGAAUCGUUUCCUCGGAGUCGUGCGAGUUCUUGCAGAUAGUAUCGCAGUCCUCCCAAGACGUCUUUCGACCCGGCUCAACAUCGCCCGCGUCGAUCCUCUAUGAGGCUUCCGAGCUGUUCGAUCGACGGUCACCGAAAGCGGACGAGUACGUGCGUUCGAUCCGCGUCGAACUCGUCGGGGCCGUCGAUACGCUCAUCGAUGCGGCUGGGAGGGAAUACGAGCCGAUGUGGCAGAAGAAGCUACUCAAAGCGGCGGCGUUCGGGAAAGGCUUCUUGGAACUGUACAACCCGAGCGAUUUCGUGGCCAUGACCAAGACGUUGAGGGUGCUUAACGCUGUCCGAGGCUUCGAGGUCGGAAUCCCGAUGACGUACGACCAGUGAGUUGUUGGGAUCACGGGUUAUGUACGGUUCGUCCAGCUGACGUAGCUGGUUGAUGAUCUCGCAGAUACCAAACCCAUCCACCCUCGCACCUGAUCUCUCGCCUAACAUCCCGAUCGCUCCAUCUCCUCGCUCUUCGCAUCUCCUCCUACCUCGCCCUCUCCCUGGCUCCCGUCUUGAAGCACUGGGCCCAAGCGCAGAUAUCCUCCUCUCCCACUUCCCUCACCGCAACCGAAGAAGCUCACCUCGUCUCCCUCAUCGUCUCUAAACUCUCUGACCAAGCCGAUAUCUCCUCCGCCGAUGUCGCCAAUACCGCUUGGCAGUUGGGGAGGAGUUCCAUGGCCACCAAGUUGUUGGAGUUUGAACCCAAGGGGAGUCGCCAGGUGCCGUUGUUGAUCAAGAUGAAGCAGGACGAGUUGGCGUUGACCAAAGCGAUCGAGAGUGGUGAUCCCAAUCUGGGUGAGUUCUGCUCGGAACGCAUCAGGCUCGAUAUUCUCACGCUCAUGCAACACCUGAUCAUUUCCCUACAGUCUACACCGUCCUUUUGUACCUCAAGCGUUCGCACGCUCUGGGUGACUUCCUUCGCUUCGUCGACCACAAACCGACGGCGGCGGCGUUGCUUCAAAUCCUCGCGAAGGAUGCGCAGGAUUAUGAGCUGUUGAAGGACUUUUACUACCAGGACGAUCGGAGAAAAGAGUCGGCUUUGUUGGCCUUGGAAGAGAGUCUUUCGAUUGAGGUGGGUCGCGUCCAAGCGUGUCCCAAGGGUUACCAAGGUGCAUGCUUGCUGAUUUGAACCUGAGUCGACUUUUCAGGACUUUGGCGACAAGGUGGCAAAAGUACGCGUUGCGGCCAAGUCGUUUGGGGAGGACAAGGACUGCGCGUUCGAGAACAAGGUCAGCAACUACGACCAUAUGGCGUGAGCGAAGGUUCACUGACAUCUUAUUCUCCUUCCAAACAGAUGGUGGAGGACCACAUCCGCCUGCUCGUAUUCCAACAAACGCUCGAGUCCGAAACGCCUUCCCGACCCUCCCCUUCCCCCUCCUUCAUCGGCCUCUCCCUGAACCGCACGAUCCACAAAUGUAUACUCCUCUCGCAACCGCAAAAAGCCGACAAGCUCAAAUCCGACUUCAAAGUCCCCGACAAGCGCUUCUGGUACAUCAAACUCAAAGCGCUCGUCGAAGCCCGCGAUUGGACGGCAUUGGAAACGUUCGCGAAGAGUAAAAAGAGCCCGAUUGGGUAUGAACCGUUCGUGAAUGAGUUGAUCAAGAAUGGGGCGCAGAGGCAGGCGAUCGGGUAUAUCGAACGGUGUGAACAGAGGACGAGGGUGGAUUGGUAUAUCAAGACGGGAGAAUGGGUGCUGGCGGGGCAGGAGUGCGUGAGGAGGAAUGAUCGCAAUCGGUUGAUGUGAGUUUGCACGAGUCUAAGCGGGUUGGAUGAGGCGGAGUUAGAUGGGUACUGAACGUGUGUUUGCUCGUGUGGCGAUGCAGGGAUCUGAAGAAUAAGGCACCAAAUACGGUCAUCGCCGCUCAAUUGCAUGAGGUGAGUCGCUGCUUUUACCACCCAUUAACCUAAAGCGCACAUCUGACUCGUGUCGGUGCGUGUUUCUUUGAUUUAGCUUCUUGAGGAGAUGAACAAUGCUGGGAUGUAG